Drosophila novamexicana is the source of this 549-nucleotide messenger RNA. RefSeq lists its product as uncharacterized. The record is from RefSeq and is a predicted model, not a curated record. The coding region runs from base 1 to 549 and encodes 182 amino acids. The transcript has a single exon. Lineage: Eukaryota; Metazoa; Arthropoda; Insecta; Diptera; Drosophilidae.
AUGAAUCCAAUAUGCAAGCAAAACAUUAACAGCGCCGAGUGCCAACAGUGGAUAAGCGAAGUCUUCGCCCACUGCAAUCGGCUGUUGGUCGACAAACAGCUGGAGUUCUGGGAUGAUUGGUGGCUGCACGAGCCAACAGUGCCAGCCUAUCAGGUGCCGCAUCUAAUGUCCGCCUAUGACUGCCAGAAAUUAAGGAAGCAGAUCGAACGCGAGUUAACUUCCGCUGCCAGCUUGUCGCCCGAAAUUCGCUUGCAAUUGAAUGACCUGAACUCCACCUGGCGUGUGGUUUUGUUUGUAUUUGUCGUAUGCUUGGCACUGUGCAUCGUCGGCUCCAUGGUCUGGCUGUUGAACAGCAUGCUGCAACGCGCUGCGAAUCCCAGGUUUAAGGAUAACGAGCGUCAAGGUCGUGGCAGAAGAAAAUGCAGAAAUGCCACGCCUAGAUCAUUCAUCUCCUUCAGCAAGCCCUGCCAUCCUCAGGCAUACCUCGGCCCCUAUCGGACCAACAGAAUUAUAGUUCCGGGUGGCGCCUGCUGCGCAGCCACACGAUAG